CACGCUGACUCUUCACUGAUUUAUUUGCUCAGGGACUGAGCCUCCACAGUUCUGUCAUCUUUGGAAGUCCUGGGUCUCUACCACAGAGAGCUGAGGCUGCUGUGCUGCUGGUUUGCCCCUUCUGCUCUGCCGUGUGCCUUGCAGGGCAGCUUGCUCCGGUGUUAAAAUUACACCAAAGAGCUGCGCGGUGACCUUGUAGCUGCAACUCUGGAGAAGCUACUUCACUCGUCUGCAGCUUUUGUACGAGAGACGAUGGCCUGAGCUGAGCUCUGUGACACCGCCUUCCAUCUGACUUCACCAAGCACAGAUGCUUAAAACCAAGAUUUCCCCCCACUUAACGUCUCUGCUUUGAUAAGUGUUAUUUCUUAGCCGCGUGAGAUGAAAUAAAGCCUCAGAAUCAAGAACCUCGUGAGGUAAGGGAUGGUUUAAGACUUUUAUCAGGUGUUGGAUAUUCUGACAGCCCUUCUCCAACAGAAAUCAUGGCAGAUAUUUCCUGGACUGAAAUCAUCUCCAAUGAAACAGCUGACAACAGCAGUUCCGAAUUCAGCUUGGAAGCAGACUUCCAGUAUCCCUUGUUUGUCAUCAUCUACAGCGUUGUGUUCGUGCUGGGACUGAUAGAAAAUGUCUUAGCUCUGUACCUCCUCUCUUGCACAGUGAAGCAUACUUCUCCUUCCUACAUAUACAUGAUAAACCUGGCUCUGGUAGACACCUUGUUUGUUUGUGUGCUGCCUUUUAAAAUUAAUUACCACCUGCAUCGGAACAACUGGAUCUUUGGUGAUGUGGCUUGUAGGGUAACUGGGACGUUGUACUACAUCAACAUCUGCCUAAGCAUCGCCUUUUUCACCUGCCUUUGCAUUGAUCGGUACGUUGCAGUGCUGCACCCCUUCACGUACAUCCGCAUCAAAGCCACCCACUACGUGGUGGUGGUCACUGUCCUCUGGCUGGUGGCUGUGAGUAUCAUGGUGCCUCUCGUCCUUGGUGGGCCCCUCCACCACAGGGGUGUGGGGAACGUGACAGCGUGCUUUGAGAACUUUGCGACGAGCAGCUGGACUCACCGCAUGGUGCCUUACAACAUCCUGGCCUUAGUUUUUGGUUUCGUGAUCCCGUUUUCCAUCAUUCUGAUCUGCUACCCUCUCAUCGCGAGGAGGAUCUCCCGGAUCAAGCACAGCAUUCGCAAGAAGAAAGCGCUGAGAACGAUCUACAUCAUCUUGUUCAUUUGUACUUUGUGCUUCCUCCCUUAUCACCUCACCCAUUUGCUCCACUUCUUGAUGAGAAUCCAAGUCAUCCAGAACGAGGCACUCACCAGCCUGAUCUACAAAAUGCGGAGGGUCACCUUAGCCCUGGUGAGUUUCAACUGCUGCCUCAACCCGUUCCUGUACUACUUCACCUCUUCUAGCAAGCACUGGCGCUUCAACUUCAAGCUCAGAUUCAGGUCUAAAAUGGUGUACACCAUCUACGACCAGAAACUCGGGGAGUACUCGUACAUUUAUAACCUGCACCAGACACAGGGAAAUAAAAACCCCAGAAAUGCACUCAACUGACCUACUCAAAAAUCAUGCAACUUCAGAGAAGGGCAGUUUUCCACCCUGUGAAGUAUGAGACUUUAUCGUGACUGGAACGACUUCAUCAUCUGGGGGUUAUCAGAGUCACCAGAAAGCCACGGGCCUGGCCCAACGUGCUUAACAGCCACUGGUUUACUUGAAAGGAUGUGAUUUUGGUAACAGAUACACAGACUCACCGGUCUGUUCCUUCCCAUGCUACGCCCAGACAUUACGGUAGCAUGGCUACGUUACUGGCCUACAGGCGCACAAGACUGCUGAGCAGAUACGAAUGGAAUGGAAACAGUUCUGGGCCUUGGUUAGGAACAAACUGUGCUUAACCCCAGCAAUGCUACAGCAGUAUUUCACAUCUGCUGUGCAAAACGCAGCCAAAAAAUCACCCGUGGGCCUGGCACCCUGCACUGGUCGGGGUGCCAGGUUAUGCUGGACAUGGAACAGGAAAUGGCACAGCCCUCGAAGGAGGUAGGGAGUAGGUUAGUGGGGUGGAAAGGCAUCAAGGGGAGUCUUAUAAUAGGGUUAGAGCUUUGUCAUAGGUGGCUUGUGUGCGUGCAGUAGUACUUGUGUUACACUAAGGCUGGCUUGCUGUGCUUACUGCUACGUGCAGUUUGAGUCCUGGGUCACACCGACACCCGUUACUGAUGGGUCAGCCCCUGCCCAGCAUGUGCUAAAUGCAACAGCUGAACUAGAGCAAGUCCUCUGCCUCUCUGGAUUUUGCUUUUGUCUUGGAGAACUACUUAGAAUAUCAAGAAAGCCUGCGCAAACUUUAAAGCUAUUGCCCAUAAUGAUUUUUGUAUUCAGCUGCUUGGUAAAACUGCUAGGAAAUCCUUGCACUUGGAAAAUGAAGAUGCUCUCCUCUGAAGGGAGCAUUAUGACAAAUUAUUGUCUUUCAUGUGAGACUAUUUUUGUCCCAUUCAUAGGCUAUGGAAGAACUUCCCUGCACUAAGAGACGAUUCUCUAAGCACCAUUUCUGUGGAAUUGGCAGAGGAAGAAAAAGUCAGAGACUACAUCCAGGAGGUGCAGCUUUCUUUAAGGCUUGUCAGCCAUUAUUAUUGAUACUUCCCUCAAUGAAAGUAAAGCUGCUGGGUAAAAAAGCACAUUUAGGGCUUUGUAUUCUCUUCUACAUUAAGCUUACACUUUGCAUUUUAAUUGCAAAGCUCUGAAAGCUGCCUUUGUUGACGUCUCAGGCUUCUUCAAGUUCUGAGUUUAUAUUCCCUUAUCAGCAAGGUGGAGGGCUGGCUGAUGAUAACCCUCCAUGGCACACCAGGGACUCCCUGAUCACGAACCUGUAAGACAAGGGAGCUGUUCUGUCCCAGGUAAACCGUCCAGGAUUUCAGGACAGGAGCGGGGUCAGUGCAUGGCUGUUGUUUCUGCUUAUUUUUGUGAUCAAAGUGAGAGAAGCACUGCUGAGGUUUUAAAUAAAGUGAGCUGUGGGAGUAAAAGAAUGCUAAAUAUAUCUUACCUUACUGUGUGAGCAGCAUGAAGCUUGGUCCUCGGGACUCAGAAAGAGGCUGCAGCGAUGUCCAGGACAGGUUUCUGGGGAGGAAGACUGCAGCGCUGCUGAACACUGUACACACUCACUGCAGCUAAUGGACAAACACUGCAAUUCUUUUAUUAAAACCAGAAAAAAAACAUUUGACAAUGUAAACAAAAUAAAAUGUAAAUUUCUCUGAA
Molecule: messenger RNA, 3230 nt
Organism: Oxyura jamaicensis (ruddy duck)
Lineage: Eukaryota; Metazoa; Chordata; Aves; Anseriformes; Anatidae
Product: lysophosphatidic acid receptor 6-like
Exons: 4
Coding region: 480-1541 (353 amino acids)
Biological process (GO): G protein-coupled receptor signaling pathway
Cellular component (GO): membrane
Molecular function (GO): oxysterol binding; G protein-coupled receptor activity
Source: RefSeq, a predicted model, not a curated record